GCCACACUUGAGCUCUCCUGUCCUAUCCUAGCUCACCAAGCUCCAGUGGUGUCCCUUUCUUCCCAAUCAUGUCGAUGAUAAAUAUGUCCAGGGACCCAUUGGUCGUUGGCCACAUCGUUGGGGAUAUUGUGGACCCUUUCAUGACUACUGCGUCAUUGAGGAUCUUCUUCAACAACAAGGAGCUGACAAACGGGUCUGAGCUCAAGCCAUCUCAAGUGUUCAACGUUCCAAGAGUUUAUAUUGGCGGGCGAGAUAUGAGGAAUCUGUACACGCUUGUGAUGGUGGACCCUGAUGCACCAAGCCCCAGCAACCCUACUAAAAGAGAGAACCUUCAUUGGUUGGUAACAGACAUUCCAGAGACUACUGAUGCAAGUUUUGGAAAUGAAAUAGUCCCCUAUGAGAGCCCACGUCCAACUGCAGGAAUCCAUCGUUUCGUUUUCAUCCUGUUUAGGCAGUCAGUCAGGCAGACCACUUAUGCACCAGGGUGGAGAGCAAACUUCUGCACAAGGGACUUCGCAGCGAUCUACAAUCUCGGAUCGCCUGUCGCUGGGAUGUACUUCAACUGCCAAAGAGAGAAUGGCUGUGGUGGUAGAAGGUACAUUAGGUAAUAUAUAGUUGGGCGCAACCUUACCUCCUAUAUAUAUAUAGCUUAUAUAUAGUUGU
Triticum dicoccoides is the source of this 663-nucleotide messenger RNA. Its product is annotated as protein FLOWERING LOCUS T-like. The record is from RefSeq and is a predicted model, not a curated record. NCBI's taxonomy places the organism in Eukaryota, Viridiplantae, Streptophyta, Magnoliopsida, Poales, Poaceae. The coding region runs from base 69 to 608 and encodes 179 amino acids. The transcript has 4 exons.